This is a messenger RNA of Zootoca vivipara (common lizard), 16308 nucleotides long. Lineage: Eukaryota; Metazoa; Chordata; Lepidosauria; Squamata; Lacertidae. The record is from RefSeq and is a predicted model, not a curated record.
CACCCAGCCUGGCUGUAGGGCCGGCCCUGGGAGAAUGUGUCCUUCUAUUUAAAAUGCAUCUCUGGGUUAUUUGUGGGGCAUAGGAAUUCGUUCAUUUUUAUUUUUUUCAAAAUAUAGUCCGCCCCCCCCCAAGGUCUGAGGAACAGUGGACCGGCCCCCUGCUGAAAAGGCUUGCUGACCUCUGUUCUGUGGACUUGAAAACGAAAAGGGUGUCUUAUUAAGAAUGUCGUUACUAUCGGCAGCAUGCUUGACAGUGGCUCGAAGGUGGGAGGAUUUAGGAGACAACUCGCUGUCGGAAUGGUUCCUACAAACUGGGGCAAAAAAAACUGAUGCAAAAGGUGAAAUACAGGAACAAUCUUUAAAAGAGAAAAGGAGAGUUUUGAGCGGCAUGGGAUCUCCUUAUUAAAUACGUGGCAGAAAAGGAACAUCACUGGCAACCACCAGCCACUUGUGGCCUUCUGUGGAGUGACAUAAGAUGACACUGUAGACAGAGAGAGAGAGAGAGAGAGAGAGAGAGAGAGAGAGAGAGAGAGAGAGAGAGAAAGAGAGAGAAUGAGAGAAUGAAUUGCGGUCAUAAGUAAAGUAGAGCAAAUGUUUUACAGUACAGUACAGUAGACUCACAACUCACAUGUCAUUUACUUACUUGAUUGCAGCUUUGCGCUGGUGGCAAGAAAAUAAAUAAAUGGAGGUGGGGGAGUCAGAAGGGGCAAUCUGAGAUCUCUUGUGACCAUCCCAGAGCUCUGGAUAGGUAGGGAUGGUCGUGCAGGCAACAGUUCUGGGAACAUCCUAGCUUUAUGUGUUUCUGCCUUUGCGUGUUAACCCUUGCAUAAGUUGCAGGUCCACUCUGCAUCAGAGAUCUAACCGAUGCUCAUAACUGUAUGCUGCUUAUAUGUUUAUGAUGCUAUACUUUGUUUUGUUUUUGUCACAAAAGCAACUAAAAUCUUUUUUUUUUUAAAGGAACUAGUAACUUUCAGGAAAGAGAAAUGUGGUCCGUCUGGUGGUGCUAACAUGAUGGGUUUAGCAGCCUUUGCCCACCAGAUAUUUUGGCCUACAAUAUGUGUCACCUCACUGGAAGGACAGAUCCUGAAGCUGAGGUUCCAAUACUUUGGCCACCUCAUGAGAAGAGAAGACUCCCUGGAAAAGACCCUGGUGUUGGGAAAGAUGGAGGGCACAAGGAGAAGGGGACGACACAGGAUGAGAUGGUUGGACAGUGUUCUCGAAGCCACCAACAUGAGUCUGACCAAACUGUGAGAGGCAGUGGAGGACAGGAGUGCCUGGCGUGCUCUGGUCCAUGGGGUCACGAAGAGUUGGACAUGACUAAACAACAACAACAUGUGCCACCUCCAGUGAGCACAGCUGUCCUCCCAAAGGCCCCUAGCAUCACACAGCUGUGCUGACUGGGGCUGAUGGGAGUUGUAGGCUGUCACAUCUAGAGGGGAGCCAGGUUGGUGAAGGCUGAGCUGUAGGACCCUCCAUAUCCACAGGCUUUAUGCCACUGAGUGCCAGAUGCUGGAGAUAGCUGUUGCCUUAAUGCCAUGCUUGUGGGCUUCCAGGAGGCAUGUGUUUGGUGGCUGUCACUGAGGAGAACAGGGUGAGGGACUAGAUGGGCCUGCCUUGGUCUCAUCCUAAGGAAAGAAUGGCAAACUUUUGGAAAGAUCAUAGAAUCAUAGAGUUGGAAGAGACCACAAGGGCCAUCCAGUCCAACCCCCUGCCAAGCAGGAAGCACCACCAAAGCAUUCCUGACAUAUGGCUGUCAAGCCUCUGCUUAAAGACCUCCAAAGAAGGAGACUCCACCACAAAGAAAAGUUGUCCCCUUUCUUUGUCCCUUGCACUUUUGCCAGCUUUGAAUAAACAUUACAGACCAUGUCCCGGAUCCAAAGAAUUGCGAAAAACAAUUUGUUGAAUCCAGAAGGACUUCGGGCUUUUUUUAUUUGAGUGCUUCUGCUGUGUCACAUAGCAAGCUGCAUUUGAACCCGAGGGAGGUUGUUAUAAUGGUAUUGUGGAGUGCAGGGGUGUCUUCCAGCUAGCCUUCCCUUCCCUUGGGCCACCACAGGCCCAGUGUGGUGUAGCAUUGAAACUGAUGUGCUAGAGACCCAGGCUGAAAUCUUAACAACCGUGAAAGCUCACUGUAUGACUUUGGCUUAGCCAGUUAUAUAUCUCAGCCUUAACCUACCUCACAGGGUUGUUGUGAGGAUAAAACGGAGUGGAAGCAGGGCAGGGUGUAGGGUUGCCAGACUCAAUAGAGGACAGGACUUCUGUGCCUUUAAUUGCCCUGCUCUCUUUUGAGUCUGGAAACCUUAAAGAGAAACCAGCAGGCCCUUUGUUUAAUUUCCAAGCAAAGGGUCUGCUGGUUUCUCUUGGGUGAGAAGCUGUAAGCUCCUUGGAGGAGAGUCUGAAUAGCAAUGUAAUCAAUAAGUAUUAUUUGAACCCUGACGGUAUAUUUACAGAAAUUAAAUGAGACUCGUUUUUCUGUUCAGACUACUGGCUCUGAACAAAAUUGCCUUUGGCUUGUAGCAUCUGGCAUGUUGAAUUGGGGGCGGGUGGAGUGUCCUACUGAGGACAGUCCUCUCUUUGGAAGGGCUGAGUCUGCUCCACAUUUGAUCAAAUCCUAAGAAGGGAGAUCGGGAUGUUGAAAUUGUCCAGCAACAUAUUUUUUUAAUGGAUGUUUAUAUUUUUUGUGUCACACACACACACACACUCACUUGUAAACCAUUUGGCUCAUUAUGUGGCAUAUAAACAAAUAAUCAUCAUAAUGAACACCUCCCGGACAGCAGACUGUAGUCCUGCAUACAGCUCACCUGAUCACUCUUUCUCUAUACCAUGAGAUGUGUCUCUAUUUAAACGAGAGCAAUUAUUUCUGAGGCUGCAUAGACACACUGUACUUUAAAGAGCGCAUAAUUUUUUGAGAGGAAAGAAUGCGAUUCGAAUGUGCUCCAAAGGUACAUUGUGUAUGUACACAGCCUAAAUCUGCAGCAGUGCAUGAUAAAUUAGCCUGUGCAUAUUUUAUGCAAAUCUGUUGUGUUUGUUGGUGAUGCGUGACCGGCCAAGUUAGUCCAGCAUGGAAAGAUGGGGAUGCUGAGGAGUGGUGGUAGUGCAAGCUGCUGUCGCGGCACUGCUGCUUUAAUUCACCUCUGUGCCACCCGUCGCCAGCCCUCUUCUAUCCUCCACGAAGGGAACAGCUGACCUGGUGUGACCUUGGUUAGCUUGAGUGCCUUAGGCUGUGUGUGUGCACGCGUGUGUCUAUUGUUUUUUUGGGGAAGGGAGAGCAUACUUGUAUGGUUUGCUGUUAAGCCUUUUCAUUGGAACGGCUUGCUGCGAAAAGCAACCGUCUUCUCCCCACCCCCCACCCUAAGUUGUAAAUAAAAAAUAAAAUAGAAGCCGAACGUGUCCUAUAAACAAGGCGCACAAAAGGCCAGGCGGGGUUAAUUCUUUGCCACCUUCUGUUUGACAAGUAAGAUUAGGGCUGGCACUUCACCCUGGCCAUGCCUUAUCGAUUAGCGCUAAGGAGAUUACUUGGUUGUUCCAGAAGGGCCGGGGAAACUUUUGCAGCUCCUGUUGUCUGUAGGAAUUGGGUGCCUCACGCUCCAGGCUCUGAUGCAGGCUGAUGGCAAAGGCAUUUUCCAUUGCUAAUGCUUUUUCUUCUUUUUUGGUAAUUACACACACACACACACACACACACACACACACACACACACACAGAGAGAGAGAGAGAGAGAGAGAGAGAGAGAGUGUUCUGCUCAACGCCAGUUGGAAAGGGAACAAGGCAACAAAGGGUCUUGGGGCACCUGAAAGGCCAACUGAUUUACUGCGCCAAGAGCUUUUGCUGACAAGAGCCCACCCACUUGUGCCAGCUGCUCCCUUGCCCAAAUAGAGCAGAACUUAAGCAUGUCAUUGACACCUUGUGGCAUGCUCUACUCAGGCUGGGCCAUGGUCCGGAGGCACCCACAAAGAACAGGCUUCAAAGGGAAUCAUCCCUUUGGAGAUGGACUAAGGGUGAAGGACCAGUUCCUGGCCUGUAUUUUUAGGUACGGACCUAUUCCUCUUUUGAGAAGGGGCAGACGGACAAGGGACUGCAGACUGGUUCAAGUAAGGGCUGGCAAGCCCACGGGCCUCACAGAGGAGAACCAUAGAACUCAAGAGGAUGAGUGUCUUCAUCCAGCCUUCACCAACCUGGUGCCCCCUAGCAGUUCUGAACUAUAACUCUCAUUGGCCUGAGGAGAUCUAUGCCAUGAGAGAGGGAAAAGGUUUCUUGUGCUUUCACCCCCUUUUUGUAGGAGGGAAAGUUCCACCCGAGUUGUCAGCUUCUGGUUUUUCUGCAAUUUAGCUCAAGCAUCCAGAGCUGCCAAUUCAUUUUGCUAGCCCCGCUCCUAUGCCGGGGUUGGGGAACUUUUAUUUCAGCCCUAGGGCUGCAUUCUCUUCUGGGCAACCUUCCAAGGGCCCCAGUGCGACAAAGCUGGUUGUCUUCCCCUAAAUCUGCCUUUGCUAGCAGGCUAGUUUCUGCCUACAUCUGCAGGCCCCUCCCUAUCUUCCACCCAAGGAAGCAAGAGGCAUUAUCUGGAGUUCAGAGGCAUGAUGCAACAAGGGGGGGGGGGAAACACUUGAGGAGGGGGUGAAUCAGGUCCGGUGAGGGGUGUAGCAUGGGGAAAGUUGUGAGGGCCAGAUAAGGAUACCUGGGGGGCACAUUUGCCUCCCAAGUCUGUGCUUCCCCACUUCUGUCUUGUGCUGUUCCAGACAGCCGUUCCCCAAAAUUAAGUGGGAGGAACUUGUUCUCAUUGCUUCACCCCCAUGCCAGGAAAAAGCCUCACCAAUAGAGUCAGUGUGGGGUAGUGGUUAGAGUUUCAGGCUACGGUCAGAGAGACCAGGGUUCAAAUACCCAUUUGGCUGUGAAGCUCACUGGAUGUGACUUGGGGCCAGUCACGGCCUCUCUGCCUAACCUACUUCACAGGGUUGGUGUGGGGAUUAAUUGAGGAGAGGGAGAACAAUGUGUGCCACCUUGAACUCCAUGUUGAAAAGGUGGGAAAUAAGUGCAAUAAAUAAAGAAAUAAAGAAACGGUGUCUCCACAUCUGCCUGUUGUUACCACCACAGGAACUGUGGCAAAAGAGUGAAAGUUGGCAACCUUUUCAGUGUCUCUGGGCUUCUUUUGCUUUGCACAGAAAAAGGAAAGGCAGGGUGGAGUUUGGGAGGUGGGAGGAAUCUCUUUUCCCCUCCCGGUUGGGUAUAUAAGAGAUUGUUGACCUGUUUUAUUGCAUAUACUGCAACCCUGAUGUUAAUCUCGGCCUAAGCCACCCUGAGAACUUGGUUAUUUGGCAUACAGAUGCCUGAAAUAAAAAUAAGAAAAUUGUGCUUCCUUGGGUCAGGGGGGUGGUGAGAAGCUCCCAGGGAGCAGGACACAGGCAUGGUCAGGAUCUGAGGGAAUUCAUGUUCCCAGGCUUUUGGCCGUUAGUGGCUACUGGGAAAUUCUCUCUGCCCCCUCCCUCCCUCCCGCCCCACCCUCAUGAUCUGUCAGAUACCAUCACUGAUGCUAUCUGAGGUUUCCAUCUCAGGAGACUGCCGGCCCACAACUUUAAUGUUUCAGCUCCAAAACCUUGAAAAUAAAGAGAAUGAGACUGUUACUUCCCUGCCCAAUGAGGACUGCUGAUUUUGAUUCUGGAAAUAUUGACCUCCCUGAGCAGAACCAGUGUGGGGAAAGAAGUGGCCCAGUCCAAGUAGGCAGCCUUGGUUUUUGGACCCCAGGGAAGCCCACUGGAAUGUGAUUUUACUGGUCAGACGGCUAACAUAAACACCUUCUGAGGUAAAAUAAAAAAAAUCCUUCAGUAGCACCUUAAAGACCAACUAAGUUUUUAUUUUGGUAUGACCAACACGGCUACCUACCUGUAACCUUCUGAGGUAGGUUAGGCUGAGAGAUUAAUAGUGGCCCAUGGCUCACCCAGCAAGAUUUGUGGCUGAGCUGGGAAUUGAACACUGGUCUCCAAAGUCCUGGCUCCACACUUUAACCCCUAACCCAUGCUGGUUCAGCACUCCAGACUGAUCCAGUCCUGAUCCUGAUAGGAAUUGCCCAUCGGCCUCUGCAUGUACAGUGGUCCCUCGACUUAUGAACGUAAUCCGUUCCGAAUGCACAUUCGUAGGUCGAAAAGCUCAUAAGUCGAAACGCGGCUUCCCAUAGGAAAAAAAUAUUCGGAAAAAUUCGUAAGUCGAGGAAACCACAUUUAAAGCCGCCAACGGUUUCUGUUCGGAUGUAGAAAAAUUCCUAAGCGUGCGGCCAUUUGACCUGUUCAUAAGUCGAAACCUAUGAAAGUCGAGUCAUUCGUAAGUUGAGGGACCACUGUACUUGAUUGGCUACCGUUCAGCAUGGGGUGGGGGGUGCUUCCCCUUUCCCCUUGCCUGAUCUGAUUUCUGAAUCUGCCAGGUUUCUGUGAUUCACUUUUAUGAUGAUGUAAAACCUGCAAGAAUCGAGCCUGCAUGAAUCCCACUCCUAAUGUGACUUUUUGCACCAUUUCCACUUUUGUGUGAGAGAAAUCCAGUGGUGAUUUGAGAGCAAAACCCUACUGAUUUUCUCCUCCAUAUCUCAGGGUUGCCAUAAGUCUGGGGAAACCUGGACAUGCCCUCUUUUUGGGGCCCAUCGGGACAGAUUUUUACAUUUUAAAGGAAAUGUGGGGGGGGGGUUUCAGCCUUGGGUGGCUCAGGCUGAUCAGCACGCUGCAGCCACUGCCAGCCUGAGCUGGGGAAAGAGGCGUGUAGGCACGGCAGCAGCCCUGUGCACCCGCGUGCCUCUCUCCCUGGCUCGGGCUGGCAGCAGCUUGGGCUGUCCUCUCUUUUGCUCUUCAAGAUAUGGCAACCCUACCAUAUCUUAUCCUCACAACAACCCUGUGAGGUAAGUCAGGCUCAGAGGCAGUGACUGUUCCCAGGUCACCCAGCAAGCUGCAUAGCUGAAUUGGGGCCAGGUCCUAGUCCAAUACUCUAACCACUAUACCAUGCUGGCUCUCCAGGUUGUUCCUAAAGUUCAUGACUUUCAAGAAAACUGAGGGAGUAAGGUAAAGGAGGGGCGGUGAAGUUAGAGAAAUGUAUGGGCACAUUUUAUAUAAAUAUAUAUUUUCCUUCAUGUUGUAAUUUAUAUCCUUGUUUUAAUGCCCUUACCGUAAAUGCUUGCAUCUUUUCCGUCUGUAAUGAGAUUUGUGGCAUGCAGAGUACUGGGAAAACUAUUUCUUUCUUUCUUUUUAAUUUAAUAAAGGUUUUUGGUUUUGUGUAAUGUACAUUCUGCUGUUCAGAAAUCAAUAGGAGGGAACAUAAAAUAUAUAUACACAUGAAAAUGAACCCAGCGCUGCAAAUGUGGGCAUCUUAAGUUCAUGAUGGUUUUAAGACUGGGGUGGGGGGUGGGGUGUAUGUGGAAGGUAUUUGAGACUUGAUGCAUUUGAAAUGCAAAUUGUUCAACCAAGUCAUUUUUUGUUAAUGUUCGGCCUGCAAGGUCAGGAGCGAAAGCAUUGAUAUUUUAAUUUCUUGUACAAUGGGGACGGUGGAACAUCUGGGCUAAUUUCAUUCAUUUUAAUAACUUGUACGACGCUUAAUAUAACAAAAUCUCUUUAAGUGGUUCGUACAAUUCACAACCAUAAAACCACAAGCAGAAAGUCAUCGGAAAAACUGAAAUUAAGCCUUCAGCCUGUAACGGCGCUUAGAACAAAAGACACAAGUGACCCAUGCUCAAACCUUAAACGGUGGUUAAUUUUAACCACUGUCUGCUGUAACAAGCCAACGUUUGAAGUUGGACUCCAAACUUCCAUAAUAACCCCCAACCAUUGGCCAUGCUGGCUGCUGAGAGCUGGAGUCCAGCAACAUUUGGAGAACCAGAGGUUUCCCACCCCUGGAGGCAACUGGAGAGCUCUUCCUGCUCCAAGGAAAUGAAUGAGAUGCAAAUCAUAGGAAUGCCAGAAGCACUGAGAUAACAGACAUCUCUAGCCCCAUUGGCUCCAGAAUGGUCUUAUUGGCUGGUUGUGGGUGGGGAUUUUCCCAGCAGUACCACCCGAGUUCCUUUAAUGCAGGGAUAUGGAACUUGCUCAGCCCAAAGGCCACAUGCCAAAAUAUGGCUGGGGAAAUGGAUGUGAUUCUUACCUUUACAUUCCAGCCACAUACAGGUCAGAGGCUUCUGCACCCACAUACAUCUUUUCAUCCUCCAGUGGCACCCUUUCAGGGUUGAUAUGACGCAUCUGAUGCAGCCAGUCUCAAAGGCCUCACCACUACUUUUUGUUUUAACUUACAAUUUCAGCAUAGUCUUCAAGGGCAGUCCCACAUUGGAUAUGUUGCAGUAGUCAAAGCAUGUUUCCAAGCAUGGAUACCAUGGGAGGCUAUCUUCAUCUGGGAUAGUCCAUAGUUGGCACACCAAUCUAAGCUGCUGAAAGGUGCUUUGUGCCAACAGGGCUACCGGGGUCUAUAGAGAGAGAGUCGUAAUAGCACAAGGGGCAAGUCUGGAUGAAACACUAUUGAGAACAUGCUGCACAGCUGUUUCCUAAAUUGGACAAAGCACCUACCCACAGCAUCUCCAUCUUAUCAUGGCUGGGUUUCAGCUUAUUGGCUGAGCAUUGGUUCAUAAUUUCCAACAGCAUCCCCUGAAUUUGAUGAAAAAGGGAACUAAGAGAUGGGUGUCUUCAGUAUACAGGGGUGGAGUAUACAGCAUUCAGUGUUGGAGGACAACACUGAUCUGUGUGAUAUAGCCUAGCACAGACAUCCCCAAACUUCGGCCCUCCAGAUGUUUUGGACUACAAUUCCCAUCUUCCCCUACCACUGGUCCUGUUAGCUAGGGAUCAUGGGAGUUGUAGGCCAAAACAUCUGGAGAGCCGCAGUUUGGGGGUGCCUGGCCUAGCAUAAAUGUCAUGAAGCAGAGCAAUAAUUCGCAAAGUGCCACCACCUGGAGUUUGCCAAUGAGGGAUGAAUAGAAAUGCCAAAACACAAUGUCCCCGAUCCCACAUCCAAUAGCCACCCCAAGAGGAUUCCUUGAUGUUUGGUAAUGAAAGCUGCUGCCCCCCCCCCCCGGUCCUCCAUAGCCUCCCCUUUUAGAUAAUGGCACAGGUUAUUUACGGAAAAAACGAUGCAUGUCCUUUUGACAUACUGUGGUGUGUUUGGGUGGAAUCGCAGCAGGUGUGUUGUUUAAGUGCAGCCCACCCCCCUUUCGUUUUCUGAGUGUGCAUGGAGAAAGGGCAUCCUUUUUUUUGUAAUUUCCCCCUCUCAUGGCACUAGAACUGGUGGACGUCCAAUGAAGCUGAAUGGUGGAAGAUGAAGUACAGAUAAAAGAAAGAACUUCACUCAGCACAUAGUUAAACUUUGGAACUCCUGCAGGAGGUGGUGAUGGCCACCAACUUGAGUGGCUGUUAUUAAUAGAUUGCUAUUAAUAGAUAAUUAAUAAAUAAUUAAUUAAUAUUAAUGGUUCUAUUAAUAGAGGACUGGACUCAUUCAUUGAGGAGACGCUUCUGAAUAUUAGUUGCUGGAAGCCCCGCAAGCGGAGAGUGCGCUUGGUUCUGGGUCCCUGUUUGCCCCUGUGAGAACAGGAUGUGAGAACAGGAUGCUAGAUGGACCCUUGGCCUGAUCCAGCAGGGCACCCCUGAUUUUGCAACGGGUUUUUCUGUGCGCUGGAAUCGAAACAUUCCGGCCAGGAUCCAUCUCUCCACGAGUCCGCCUCUCCCACCCCGCCCACCAAAAUGUCAAGAUCCCUUUCGGGGGGGGGGGCGUCCUGCUAAAGCCAGAGGGCGGCCAAAUUUCCACCCGGCUCAUGCACACGCGCGCGCCUUCCCUCCCUCCUCCCUCCUCCUCUCGGCCACAAAGGAAGCGAGAGAGCCCCGGCUGGCUUCGGGCAGCUGCUCCAACACCCCCCCCCUCACGUCCUGCCCGCGUGCGCUCCUCGCCUCUCGCUCUGCGGCGCUGCAGCUGUCGCUGCCCUUCAGUCAGCCCCGGCCGGGCCAUCAUCCCGGGGCAGGGUCUGGGCCAAGGAAGGAGAGAGAGGCGAGGCUGGCCUUUGGAGGGAGGGCGAGAGCCGAGCGCGCCUGAGCCUUGCCCGAAUUGCUCCCGCAAUAGCCUCUCGGACCCGAUCCAGGGCCGUCGAGGCGCAGACGUGGAAAGAAAGGCCGCCGCCACCCGCGCGUCUCCGCCCCGCGCCGCUUCUUUUAUUAAACCUCAUCACAAAUUCCCAACGCAUCUGGAUUUGCACAGACGAGUGGAAUACCAUGAACUAAAAAGCGGCAACAAACCUUUUUUUGUGCUUAGAUUUUUUAUUUUGUGAUUUUCUACUUUUUUUGUUUUUUUAAAACGAUUUUUUGGAUGACAGCACUUUGAAAAACAAGGUGUUUUCCUUUUUUUUUUUAAUUUUUGGAAAUUAAAAAAUUACACCGUGAGGAUCUCAGGAGAAGAUGGGGAGAAAAAAGAUCCAGAUCCAGAGGAUUACGGACGAGAGGAACCGGCAGGUGACAUUCACCAAGCGGAAGUUUGGGCUGAUGAAGAAGGCUUAUGAACUGAGCGUCCUCUGCGACUGCGAGAUUGCCCUGAUCAUCUUCAACCACUCAAACAAGCUGUUCCAGUAUGCCAGCACCGACAUGGACAAGGUCCUCCUCAAAUACACAGAGUAUAACGAACCUCACGAGAGCCGGACCAACGCGGAUAUCAUUGAGACAUUAAGAAAGAAAGGUUUUAAUGGUUGCGACAGUCCAGAACCCGACGGGGAAGACUCCAUUGACCAAAGCCCUCUGAUGGAAGACAAAUACCGUAAAGCCAGCGAGGAUCUUGACAUCCUGUUCAAGCGCUAUGGUUCUGCAGUUCCGGCUCCGAAUUUUGCCAUGCCUGUUACGGUUCCAGUGACCAACCAGAACACGCUGCAGUUCAGUAACCCAGGAGGCACCUUAGUGACCCAGUCCCUCGUGACCUCCUCCUUGACUGACCCGCGCCUCCUCUCACCACAGCAACCGACCCUCCAGCGAAACACAGUCUCUCCUGGCCUCCCGCAGAGGCCAGCCAGCGCAGGGGCAAUGCUUGGAGGCGACCUCAACAACACAAAUGGAGCCUGCCCGAGCCCAGUAGGGAAUGGUUACGUCAGCGCCAGAGCCUCCCCGGGUCUCCUUCCCGUGUCCAAUGGCAACAGCCUAGGCAAGGUCAUCCCGGCAAAAUCGCCGCCGCCACCCUCUCAUGGCACUCAGCUGGCUGCCAACAACCGCAAACCAGACUUGCGCGUCAUCACAUCACAGAGCGGAAAGGGUCUCAUGCACCAUUUGACAGAGGAUCACUUGGAUCUGCAGAACACGCAGAGGCUGAUGGUCUCCCAAGCGACUCAUUCUCUGACCACACCGGUUGUUUCGGUGGCGACUCCAAGCCUCCUGACCCAAGGCUUGCCCUUCUCAGCGAUGCCGACAGCGUACAACACAGAUUACCAGUUGACCAGCGCGGAUCUCUCAUCCCUCUCAUCAUUCAGUUCUGGUCUGUCUCUGAGCAACAUUUCUGCUUGGCAGCAGCAGCAGCAGCAGCAGCAGCAACAGCAGCAGCAGCAACAACAACAACAGCAACAACAACAACAGCAGCAACAGCAACAGCAACAGCAACAGCAACAGCAUCUGGUUCCUGUAUCAUUAAGUAACUUAAUACAAGGAACCCACCUGUCCCACGCCAGCACCUUGACCGUCAACACCAAUCCCAACAUCAGUAUCAAGUCGGAGCCUGUUUCACCCAACCGGGAACGCAACACGGCCACCCCGCUCUCCUCCUUCCCUCACCAGGCCCGGCAUGAGCCUACGGGACGAUCACCCGUCGACAGCCUCAGCAGCAACGCCAGCUCCUAUGAGGGCAACGAGCGGGAAGAUCAGUCCCGGGGCGACUUUGGCUCCUCUCUCGGCCUCCUGAGACCCACUGCCGAGGCCGAGGGGGAGAACCCGUCCGUGAAGCGCAUGCGGUUGGACGCUUGGGUGACAUAACUGCCUCCCCCGGCGGCCCAGCGCCCUCCGUCAGAGCUGGUUUCCGCUCUCCUGCGUGUGUGUCUGGGGGGGCGGGGGAGGCAGUGGUUGGGGAAGUGGGGGGGAACGAGGAGGGGAGGUGUGGGAGGGGGGAGGCACAGGGUGGGCCGGGCGGGCGGGAGGGGGGCUUAUUAUAAACUGCCUGAGAAAUAGCUUUAGGAUUUUGUAGGCGUCCGUUCUAGCGACAUUAUGCAGUACAUUUAUAUAUUUAAAAAAAGGCUCUUGAGGACCGUUUUGAGAGCCACUCAAAAGUCUGACUAUAUAACCCCCCUUACUAGUCACCAAACUCUCUCCCGGCCCUGGGUCCCACCUGACACAGCCCCUGGUGCGAAUGCCAGCCCUGGGCUAGGCCGAGGCUGGUGUAAGGAAACGUCUAGGGUGGGAGGGGGUGGGAAGGGUGGGGUAUCUUGGGUGGCAGAUGGGGCGAGGCUUGGCAGACUGCCAUUUAUUUGUCUAUGGCUGGUCCUAAUGUAGAGACGAGAGAGAGAAGAGUGCCUUUGGAAAGUCAGAGUUGUUACAAAGAGCUAGGAGGAAGAGUGUCUGUUUGCAGGCUUUGGGUGGUAGGGGCAAUAGGCAGCUCAAGGAACAUUAGCUUUAAAGGUGGGGGGCAGUUUGUAGUUCGGCACAACUUGGCAGAAGGAUGGUGGAGAUUGGAGACACCUGCUUCGAAUCUCGCCUGACGGUGUCUUGUACGGAGACAUGGUUGUGUGUUUCGUUUUGCUUUGUUUUUUUUUUUUUUAAAAAAAGAAAUUAGUUUAUCCAGGUAAACGAAGGCUGGAGAAAUGCAAUAGCUUUAAGAGAGCUGAAUCUCUAAUCCGGUGUUUCCCAAACUUUUGAUAAUCUGGGAUGCAGGGUUUUUUUUCUGGAGGGAAAACAAAGAGGCACACUUUGUCCAUAGCACUCCAAAAAGGGAUAUCUCCGAGGAAAAGGGGCAGGAACUCCUUGUCCAGUCCAUUUGGCCCCCUGGCACACCACCCGCCCACAGGAUUGGACCUCUUUGUGGCUACCCAGGCGUCCGUAGGGAUCUUCACUCUUUUGCGUUGAUGUCGCUGCCCUUGCAUUGAUUGAUGGAUGCAUCCAACAUGAUGGCUUAAUGCUCCCAGGCAUGCUGGGCACCUUUUCUCUUUGGCAACUGGGAAUUGUCCCUCUGGCAGGGACAACGGAACAGUGGAAGUGGGUAAACCGGGGCAGCCACUGAACUGGGGUGCGUGAACAUCCACAGAUGUGGAACAGUCAGGGAAGGUGGUCCUUCCAUUCUAGAAAGCUUUCCCUGAGUUGACGUGGUCACGACUUUGCAUUAUCGCUUCAGGGUGUGCCGAUGGCGUGUGCUGUCUCCUCUGCGAGGCAGUACACCCUGAGAAGUCCUGAGAGGGUCAGGUUAAAAAUGGGGCACCUUGCAAUCUAGAGGGUGGUGAUGCCAGGCGUGGGCCAUCCGCUGUCCUUCAUCACAGGGAGCUCUGCUUCAGGGGGGCUUGCUGGAGCCUCUUCACACUUGCCACCACAUGUUCACUCGCAACCACAGUUCCCAUCAGGGUGCUUGCUUCCCCCCCCCAAACACCUACUUACCUUCAGUGCAUCCUUCCCCCUUGUUACUAGGCUGAAAUCUUAGGCAAUUACUUGAACAGGUUUUGGCUGAUCCAGUCAUCGAGUAAAUCUGCAUAAAUUGGAGUAGGAGAGAAAACAAUCAUUUUGGAGGAAAGAAAAAAACAACCCUUGGCCUCACUUGGACUGACUCUGCAGCCUCCGAGAACUCCCAUGGGCAGAUUUUUUAUUUUUGCUUUUGUUUAAUAUGUAUUUAUUUAAAUAAUCGGUGCCCAGGCAAUGGAGGAGGGGGCGAGGUUUUUUAUAAAGUCAAUUAAAAUGUUUUUUUGAAUGGGUUAACUUAACCUAUUACCUGACUUAAGGCUGCAAUCCUCACCUCACUUACCUGGGAACAAGCCUCACUGAAUUCAACAGGGCUCACAUCUGAGUAGACGUGGUUGGGACUGUGCUAUGAAUCGGGUAGCCCUGAUUUUUAUGGGUUGUGUUUUUUUGUGGUUUUUUUUAAAGAACCUGCUGGGUGAAAAGGCUCUUAAGAAGAUGUCCCUGGCUGUGUUGAUUAGGAAGCACAUUGAAGGGCCCCACUUCAAUUCAUAAGGGAAUCAAACACUUGUGGGGUUCCCCUUUCUCUUUGGUCUGAGUAACUGUGCGGAAAAAGUCCAUGGCCAUCUUUCCAGCAGCAAUCCUGGGAGCAAAUCUAAUUGGACUCUGUGGACAUCUAGGAUCGCAUGGUUGUCCUCCUACGAGGAGGAGGGGGUAGUCAACCUGCUGCCUUCUGGAUGCUUUGGACUACAGCUCCCAUUGACCCCAGUCCCCACAGCCAAUAGUGAUGGGAACUGUAGUACGCAACAUCUAGAGGGCACCAUGUUAACUAUACAUGACCCAGAGCAUUCCAGUUUUUCCAAACUCACUUUACUAGUCCCUGUCUUGGCUCCUGACUCCAGGAGCAGACAGGCAUCCCUCAUCAAGUGGAGCCUUGAGAGUCCAGGGCAGGUGGGUCAGAUGAUUUGGCACCAGCAAAAAGCCUGUGGGCAGGGUGAUUUGCCUCCUCCCUUUCCCACGGAAAAACCCUGUGUCCCUCCACGGGGAAUUUAACUACGAAAGGAGGGCAGUCGUGUUGUUAGCUCAGGAAUCUUGUAUCGAAGGGCUGUCUGGGAGCUCCUGGAGGGGAAUGGUGGGGCGCAUUCCUCCGCUUGAGAGCUGCCAAGUGGGGCAGGGGGUAUCAGGGCUCAGUGUGUCGUUUUUUUUAAUAUUUGGGAAGGUAGGGGGUUAGGCUUUGUUUACGUUCAUUCUUGUCCAGAGUUGGGCUUCCAAGCCCCGCACGACCUGCAGGCUGGCUUCCUUGGCCGUCUCAACACGCAGGGCGUCCUUUGGCACGGAAUCGGUUCUGGCUCUGCCCCUCUUGCAGGGAGGGCAGCUGUUGCUCCUGCAGUAGCCCCCCGAAAAGCUUGCAUAGUGGUUGGGGAGAGAGGCAGAGAGGCAUGCAACUCUGGGCAGGCCGAAAGGGGGGGGGGCUUGGUGCAUGGAGAGAGCAGGAUUGCUCUGCUGCUCCCCUGGCAUAGCUCAGAGUGUGUGUGCAUCCAGUCGUUGCACAUAUCCCCCCCACCCUGCCACCGUUGCAGUGGGACGUUGCAAGCCGCUGCUGCUGGUUUUGUCUUUUGUGCAUCCACAAAUCCACUGCGAAUCUUCCACGUCGACUUCCCUUGGCCCACCCCACCCUCUUCCUGCACAGCUUUGCAUAUUCCCCCAGCUAGCCUGCAAAUAAAUGUUUUUUCCCUCCUCUUGUCAGGAGACUUACGGCAGGAAUCGCGGACAUUUCACGAGAAAACCACCCCCAUCGGCUAAUAAGCCUACCUGAACACCAAAGUUGACGUAAACUUUGGGUGGAGAAACAUAGGUGUUUUCAAACUUUCUUUUUGAGGGGCUGUUUUGCUCUCUGACGCCCCUCGUGUGGCUUACAACUUGGGAGCCCUGCUUUGUAGUGGGGGGGGGGGUUGAGAGAGAGAGAGAGAGAAAUGGACCCAUGGCUUAUGGGGCAGUGAUGUACAGAGGAAGGAAGGACCAAGAGCCAGCUGGCCAAAAGUCAGCAGUGGGUUCAUUGGGGAUCUGGGGUAGAAAAAACACAACUUUCUUAAGGCAGAUCAGGCUUGCAAUAUGGCAACUCUUAUCAUUUGUGGGAGGGCACUGCAGAGGGAACUGGCAUUUGCACUCUUGGUUUUUUUUAGAAAGAAGGCCUUUGUGGUGUUUCCAUCCAUCUGGGUUAAUUCAUUGUUUCACACCUGGGACUGUGUAAUUCUACCCGUCCUCCUCCUCCACCUUCUCAUUUUUUGAAAGAUGAGCAGAAGAAUGACAAUCUGAAAUCAACACCCUUGUUUGUAUUUCUAUAAAUAUAUUUCUCAAGAUCUUUUAAUUUUAUUUCUUGUGUUCAUCCGUACUGUUGACAGUUACAUUGUGUAUAUUUUUUUUUAAUUUGGAAAAAAAUAAUAAUUUUUUUUGGCGUUUGUAUAGGGUUUUAGUUUUAAAAAGUUAUAUAUAAAUAUAAAUAUAUAUAUAUAUUAUAUAUAUUUUCCAUUUUUAAAAAGGGGUGUUGCAAAGAAACACAAAAUUGCACGAUUUAAAUAUGACUUUAGUUGAAAAUGCUGCAGUUUUUAGAGAUGUGGGGGGGAAAUGGAGCUUAUUUAUUCUCAAAGGCUACAAAAAAGUGUACAAUGCAUGAAGAGAAAACAUUUACAAGAAAAAAGACAAAAAAAGACAAAAAAGUGUAACCUGAACAAAGUGUAGCGUUUUGAAAAA